GUGUGAUCAUUUUCACGGUGGGUGGGGUUUAUGAGGUCGAAACCAGCUGGAUCAGUAGACAGUUUUUUAUUUAUUUAUUUUUUUAUUAUAGUUCUUCUACACGGAGCCGAGAGACUCGUUGACAAAGGGGACUCUAACUCAGCCUAAAGAUGCGGUUAUCCCUGACAGUGUCCGUGGUUUUAGCACUGGGAUUAAUCCUUCCUGAAAGGGUGUCGCUUUCUGGACCUCCAGAGGACUGGGAGGGAUCUGGAUAUGACCUGGAUGGUUCUGGUUCCGGAGAUGAUCCAGAACAAAAAGGGACCAACAACAAUCCUGACCCGGAUAUUGUACCAAACCCUGUAGAUGGAAACACAAAUUCUGCCAAAAGCUCGUCAGUGCUGAAUGUGGGGAGAUCACACAGGCAUGACGGAGACGCUGCAACAGAAUUGAUUGUUAUCUCAAACAACAACAGCUUACUGGAAAACAAGGAGAUCGUUGCAGUUGCCACUGCGGGGGGAGUAACUGGAGCAAUAAUAGGAGUUCUGCUAUCAGCGAUCCUGAUUUACAAAUGGAGGAAGAAACACAAAGAAGAACAUAUUAAGAACAAGGCUUCAAAUGAAGAAUACCACAAACCCACUCGGGAAGUAACUUUUAUUUAACUGUCACAUCCAGGUUGGAUUGAAAUCUUUAAAACACCACAGGGUGUCUCCGUCCUCCUGAUUGUGGAGAGCUGCUAUUAAUGAAUUUUCUCAAAGGAGAAAAUUAUCAAAAAUUAUUCACACCCUUUCACUUUCUCCUACAUUAACAGUUUUCAUUCUAAAAUAGUUUUUGAGUACUUAAGAGCCUAGAUUUUUACAUCCUUUCCCGGAUUUUUGCGUCAACACAAUCUCAGAGGUCUACUGACCUUUCUUUUGAAUUUGUUGGUUGAGUUCUGCUAUACGAAUUGUCAACCUUGAGACCUUUUUAUGCGAGAUUGUACAUUUCCAAAUCAUGUCCGACAUAUUAAAUUUAGCAGAGGUGAAGAUGCAUCGAGAUCAGUUACAAUAAUGUUAACAUUUUUAGAUUUUCUUUUUACAAAAACACCAUAAAACAUGUGAAUUAUUUUUGUGCAAAUUUUCCAUAAAAAAUAAAAUCUAUUUUGGGAUCAGACUGUAUUGUAGCAAAAUAAGUGGAAAAAGAAGGGGUGUGAAUACUUCCUGGGGGCACUGUAUCUGUUAAUAUAACGUUGUCUGUGAUAAAACAUGAUUAAAAUGUUUCAAGGACCUCAUUCUGGCUCUGUUUUAGAAAUAUCUAAUAUGUGUAUAGUUUUCAUUAGAAGUAUAAAGAUCAAUAACUGCUAAGCUAAGCUUUGACUAUUUAUCCUGGAUUUUGUCUGUUCUGUGUAAUCCUUUAUAUCGGUUUGAAAUGAGAUGCAAUGCACGAUUUGACUUAUCAGUCAGUAGCAAUUUCUAUUGUUUUUGUAGCACCAUAUAAAGCAUGAAGGAAAAAUGGUGGGACUUGUGGCAGCUUGUAUCUCUUUUUCAGAGCCUUUUAGGUUUUUACUACAUUAAAAUGUUGUUUGUGUUGUCACUGAGAUUCCUGAGAAAUAGUAAUACCUAGAUUUCUAGUGAAAUCUCAGUGCUCUUUUUGCACGUUCCAGAUGUUGGUUUUAUGUAUUUUUGUUUGCUUUCUUUCACUUACAAAAAUAAAAUUAUGGUGUCAUUAAAAGUCAGAACUAAUGGGUAGUUGUUUGAUUCUAUGCAUUUUACGUACAGUUGUGUAUGGGCUGAUCCGUGCUAAAAGGGCGGUGCAAAAAUGUUCACCAUUACCCUUUAUUUGGCUAAAUUGUACAAUAUAAGUUAAAAAGUCUUCAAUAUAACUGGAUUUUUAAUGUUUUAUAAGGUACUACUUCCUGUAUAAUGUCUCUCUUGGUGUGCAUGAUUUAAUUGAUGUGCCUUAAUAUAUUGCAUGAAAACUUAUAAGAAUUGACAAUUUGUGCAAUAUUAAAACUGUGUGAUCAUU
Messenger RNA from Poecilia latipinna (sailfin molly), 1980 nucleotides. Its product is annotated as syndecan-2-like. The transcript has 5 exons. The coding region runs from base 150 to 638 and encodes 162 amino acids. The record is from RefSeq and is a predicted model, not a curated record. NCBI's taxonomy places the organism in Eukaryota, Metazoa, Chordata, Actinopteri, Cyprinodontiformes, Poeciliidae.